This is a messenger RNA of Onychostoma macrolepis, 2457 nucleotides long. RefSeq lists its product as uncharacterized. Lineage: Eukaryota; Metazoa; Chordata; Actinopteri; Cypriniformes; Cyprinidae. The record is from RefSeq and is a predicted model, not a curated record. Bases 547 to 954 code for a protein of 135 amino acids. The transcript is spliced from 7 exons.
CACAUGAAGAGACUAGUUAGCAGGUUAUAAGCAGGUUAGGUGAGCCCUUCCAGGGUGGCGGCGCUUCCAGGUUUGUCAGAUUCUCGGCACGUCCGAAAGAAGAGUAGCUAUCUGAAAUGGUAAGUCCCUACAUUACAGUAAUGUUCUGUACUGAUCAUAUUUCGUUUGUGAUAAAUGAACACAAUGGUAUAACGUCAUCCAUGAAAUCUUUUUGGUUUGAUCUGCUUCGGUAACUGGAUAUCAGCAAGUAAAUCUGAAAAUGGGUGUGAGAGGGAGGAAUCUACAUAAGGAGUUAAUGAGUGAUUGGCAGUCUGUCUGGUGUGCAGGCGAAUGAAAGAAUGAGGAAAUGGGGCUUGUCAAAGCUUUUUUUCCCCCCUUCCUGUCAGUGUUGCGCUGACAGGAGCUGGCUGACAGAUGUCUGUUGUCUGCACUGAUAUGUAGGAUACAAGAGCAGAGGAGAGACUGCCCAGGGACUGCAUCUGAACGCUUCAAACAAGAGUUCACUGACAGAAGGAGUGAAUUAUUAUCUGUACAGGUACCACAAUCAUGGCACCAAUUGGCACAGAUCUAGUAGGCUGGGCGGUCACCGAGCAGCCAGAGGCUGCAUUCCUCUCCAUAGCCGUCCUCUUCAUUGUUAGCAUCGCACUCCUCGUUCUCUGCGCGAGCUGUAAAAAACAUUCAUUUGAGUUAGGUGGCAGCAGCAGUCCACCUGAGCAGCAGAAAGCAUCCACACUUGUGAGCGUGGCAAAAAUGGAUGAUUCAAAAGGUGCCAGACAAAACCCUGCUACUAAUGACAUCACAGAAGAUGAAAUCGGUUUAGAGGCUGUGGAGGGUGGCGUUGUGUAUAAACCCUGGAGAAGUCACACUCUCACACACGGUUCAAGCCUACCAACUCAAAUAAAUGGUGGGGUUGGGACAUCGACUGAGGGUUCGGUAACACUUCAAGCUAUCUGAGAGUAUGACAAAAAUGGAGUCGGUGCCAUAGGCGAAACACCACCAACUUUAAAUGGUGGAAACCAACCCUCAGAGAGCCUCCACCAUCUUUAUUAUGAACCCGAAAUGCUCAAACUAAACAAACCCCUUCACUAUUUGGAGAUAAAUGGUUUCUGUAUCGUUCUGAAGCCAGGCUGAGAUCCUGCUUUGUGGCAUUGACUCCUGUAAGUGCUCAUCAAACUUUGAGAGUAUAGGAGCCCCCCGAUCGGUCCCUCAGCAUUGACUGGACUGAUUCAAAGCUGAAUCCUUAUGCAAUGGUUCAGACAAGAAUGGUCAAUGUCCCUCAGGAGAGGGGGAGCCUGAUCUUCUGGCCAUACCUGUUUUAACAACAAAUAGGGAUCUCUAUUCAGGGGGACACAGAUUAAAAUCAGGUGUCAUCUCCAUCUGAAGAGGAGAGGGGAAGUGUCGGCAUCACUACCAAAGAGACCUAAACAAAAAUGAAGAUUUUACUUUUAUCUUUUUCUUAUGAAGUCCAGUAUUGUGAAAUUAUUCCGUAUUCAUAUUCAUUCUUAGUAGGGGUGCAAUAUAGACUUCAUCUCUCAGAUCAACUGUUCUGUAGACUGUAUAUGUUUAACUUUAUGGAUUUAAAUAGCAGCAUACUAAUGAAUACUUUAAGGUUUUGAACAAAUGUAUUAUACCUGUGGGCAUGAAUGAUGUAAUUAAAGUAAUAGAUGCUUUAGAAUUAACCCUCUUGUUCGGGUGAGAUUGACUUUAUUCUUUUAUUUAGGGAAAUAUUUUGCUCCAUAGUAUUGGGGCUUUUUUUUUUUUUUUACUUUUAUGAAGGCAUUUAGAGGCUGAAAUUCUUGCAUAAUCUUUGAAAUAAUUAGAUCUGAAAUAUUUUUCUUUAAAAAUAAAAAGCAGUAUUUUUUUGAUACUGGUAAGUCUGAGUAGUGUAAACAACAUGCAUCAAACAAUUUUACUGACUUGUGCCUGAUUUUUGUAAAAAAUGUCCUUGAAAAAUAUAGAAUAUGUCAAACAUUUUUAGACAUUUAAAAAGAACAUCUAUGAAGCCAACAUGCAUUUCUAUGAACUUUGUCUACGCGCAUGGUUUUAAACAAUUUAGUUUUGUAAUUUCUGACAUCCUUUUUUGUCAUUGAUCCUUAUAUUAAAUAGAAACUAUGUUGAACUCCUAACUAGAUCUAAAGCAAAAUAAUACGUAAUAUAUCAAAUAUUAGAUGGCAUAUAAAAGGAGGCAUUCACUACAGGGGCGUUUACCACAGAAUCUUACAUUGUGACAAUACGUUACAUAUAUUAAUGUUUUAUGCCUGGGGUUUCUGUCUCACCAAACAUUAUUGAGGGUGUUUUGAUUCAUAUUCAAGUGGCCAUUUUGUUUUUAACCAGUUCUUUAAAAAUUAGGGAAAUUUCUUGAAUCAACCUGGUACGUAAAUGCUAAGCAUGGUUUGGAUUCAUUGGUGUUACAAUAUCUUAAAUUUGCAUGCCUUACCUAAUAAAUUCUUAACGUAU